AUGGGCCCGGCGCCCGCACUGUGCCCGAAUGUAUCGCUUGUAUCAUGGUCAUUCGCGAGAUGCGAGUCGUGGGUGCGUAGGCAGUGCCUACUAAGCACGCCGGUUGCUGCAGGGGGGCGAGCAGCGUCCGGCCGCAGCGCUCCUGCCGAUCCAAUGAGCGAGCCGAGGCCACGCGCGUCCGCACACAUCCUGCAUGAGCUUUCACGACGCCUCGAUCCGGGCACGGCAGCACAGCGCGACAGCGCUCUGGAGGGCGCUGCGGCCACCGCCGCCGAGGCACCAGCAGCGACGCUCGUCCCUGAUGUUGCGCGCGUGCGCGCCGCCGACCUCAGCUACGAUGACUUCGUGCAGCACUACAUGGCUCCCGGCCUCCCCGUGCUCAUCGCGGGGGUCACGACAGACUGGCCAUGCCAGCGCGACUUCACAAAGGGAGCCACGGGCGCAACUUCGACGCCCAUCGACCUGGAGUUCCUGCGCGAGCGUUUUGGAUCCGCGAAGGUCUGCGCGACGUGCGUGCCCGGGAGCGUCGACGACGGGUACGGCGAGGCGGAGAUCCGCGAGAUGACGGUGGCGGAGUACGUGGCCUGGUGGGCGGCGCGCUCCGCCCGACCUGACUCCGCUGCGUCAGGGGACCAACCAGGAGGACAUCAGCGGCACCACGGUGUACAAGCGGCCGGUCAUUUCUUGUUGUACCUGAAGGAUUGGCACAUGGUCGCGGAGUUCCCGGGGUACGCCGCGUACCAGACACCGGAGUACUUCGCAGACGAUUGGCUGAACGGCUUCUACGACGAGCGGGCGGCGAGGGGCGCGGGUUUGAAGGCGUCGACAGCAGACUACCGGUUCGUGUACCUGGGGCCCCGGGGCACGUCGACGCCGCUGCAUGCCGACGUGCUGCGCUCCUUCAGCUGGUCAGUCAACCUGGCCGGCAAGAAGGCGUGGCGUCUCGUGCCGCCCGACCUCACGCACCACCUUCUGGACAGUCACGGCAACGUCGCCCCCUCGCUGACGCGCAAGCACGCGGACUCGUGCCCGCGGCGCAAACACCUGCUCGCAUCUCUCCGCGGCAGCAGCGCGUCGGCUUGCGCGGACGCGGUCGCGGCCAGCUGCGCGUGCGGGGCCUCCGCAGCGAUCCCCGAAUCGACUGCUCGUCGCUUUCCGGGGCUGGAGGCGGCGAGCCAGGCGGCCGUCGUCGUCACGCAGGGCGUCGGCGAGGCGAUCUUCGUCCCGAGCGGAUGGUUCCACGACGUUCGCAACGUGGAGGACACCCUGUCCAUCAACCACAACUGGUGCAACGGUUUCAACAUCGGGUGGGUCGCGCGCCUCUUCAUCGCGGAGCUGGGCGCGGCCGAAGCGGGCAUCGCGGACUGCAGAGAGCUGUGCGCGACGGGCGGGGAGUUCUUCGCCCUGGUGGAGCGCAACGCGGCGGCGAACUGCGGCCUUGGGCUCGCGGGAAUGACCGAGCUGCUCGGAUUCGCGGUGCGCCGCGCCGAGGCGGAGAUGAGGGACUCUGGAGGCACGGGGGCGUCUGAGCGCGCGGCAGCUGCGGCGCGGUGGGACCUCGCGGCGGCCCGCCAGCCCCUGGUGCAGUUGGCUGCGUGGGUGGGCCCCUUGGGGGCGUCGGCGGAGUUCCAGGGGCACGCCGAGGAGGUGCAGCGACUGUUGGGUGCGGUAGAUGUCGCCCUAGCGCGCAACGACGCCGCCGUAGCCCGGUAG
Messenger RNA from Pedinophyceae sp. YPF-701, 1713 nucleotides. The record is from the annotation of a GenBank genome assembly. Lineage: Eukaryota; Viridiplantae; Chlorophyta; Pedinophyceae.